This is a messenger RNA of Sorghum bicolor (sorghum), 1159 nucleotides long. Its product is annotated as protein YABBY 1. The transcript is spliced from 6 exons. NCBI's taxonomy places the organism in Eukaryota, Viridiplantae, Streptophyta, Magnoliopsida, Poales, Poaceae. The record is from RefSeq and is a predicted model, not a curated record. The coding region runs from base 334 to 843 and encodes 169 amino acids. Gene Ontology annotation, biological process: cell fate commitment; multicellular organism development. Gene Ontology annotation, cellular component: nucleus.
CAAACACCUUUUCUCCUCCCCCCCUGUCCCCAUUCAGGUUAUUAUCCUCUCUCUCUCUCUCUCUCUCUCUCUCCCUCUUUUUCUUGGUAUCCUUCUGUUGCUUCCUCCACAAACCUCUUUCAAUUCCACCAUAGACGACGACGACAGCGCCGAAGGUCAGAGGAAAUUGGGCUAGCUACGCCCUCCCUGUUCCCUAAUCUUCCAUAUAUAGGGCACAGGAGGCAUCGUGUCUUGCUCAUCCAUAUCGCCUGCUGGCUUUGCUUUGCUUCCUCCCUCCCUCCCUCUAGAUCUCGCCUUCACGGCGACGGCGGGUACUUGGAGAUCGAAGAAAAAAUGUCAGCCCAGUUUGCAUCCGAGCAUGCCUGCUAUGUCAAUUGCAACUAUUGCAACACUAUCCUGGUGGUGAAUGUGCCAAACAGUUGUUCCCACAACAUUGUGACUGUCAAAUGUGGGCAUUGUACAAUGGUGCUCUCUAUGGAUCUCAGUCCUUUCCACCAGCAGGCACGCACUGUUCCAGACAACCAGGUUGUCCAGAACAGAGGGUUUCAAUAUAACAAUUUUGGGAGCUACGAGCAAGCCUCGUCAAGAAAUCUACGAACGCCUUCCAUGUAUUCAGUGUCAAACAAUCAGCCACAAGUGCCACCAAUAAGACCCCCAGAGAAGAGGCAACGUGUCCCAUCAGCAUACAACAGAUUUAUCAAGGAAGAAAUACAAAGGAUAAAGACGAGCAACCCAGAGAUUAGCCACAGGGAAGCAUUCAGUGCUGCAGCGAAGAAUUGGGCUCAUCUUCCUCGGCUCCAUUUCGGCCUCAGCGUCGCCGACGGUGGCGGCGGCAGCAACUAGAUGAUCGAUCGUGUACGUGAUCGAGACGGCGACGAUCGUGCGUGCAUCUGGAUUCGAUCAUGCACACACAGAUAGAUCGAUCGAGCUCUUUGCCUUACAUAUAUGCUGUGCUACGUGCCUGUGUUUAAUUUGCAUUGUAAGCUUGUUAAGUUUUGCAUUUGAUAACCUGUGUUUUCAGACUUGUGCGUACUUUGCAUGUAUCCUGUGUUCAGUGUAGCAUGCUAGCUUCACAAGGGGAUUAUAUGAUAUGCAUGGUGUAUAAUAUUUCUAAAUAAAUGAAUAUAUUUGUUCAGGAAGGACUGUUAAUAUAUUAUUA